AUGAUGGCUUCUGACGCUAGUCAUAUGCUGGAAGCAGCUUUGGAGCAGAUGGAUGACAUCAUUGCAGGUACAAAGUCAGCUACAGAGUAUGCUAAUGGUGGUUAUGAUAUUGUGUCACCUGCUCCAUCAGUAUACUUGGGCACAUUUCAAAUUUUGCAUCUCCUGGAAGAUCUAAAGAUGGCACUGGAAAUGCUAGAGGAUCCUCAAGAGAAAGAAGCAUUGCGAAAUCAAAUUCCGGGGGCCACAGCAGUGUGUAUACGGGAGUGGUUUGAAGAGAAUCUGUCACAGGUUAAUCAUCAUUCAUCUAAUAAUGAAACCUAUCAAGAAAGAUUGGCACGAUUAGAAGGUGAUAAAGAGUCGCUCAUUCUGCAGGUGAGUGUUCUUACAGACCAGGUGGAAGCUCAAGGAGAGAAAAUCCGGGACUUAGAAAUCUGUCUUGAGGGGCAUCAGCUGAAACUGAAUGCUACAGAAGAAAUGCUUCAACAGAAAGACUUUUACUAUAUUCCUAAGGAGUUGCUAAGUCGAACAUCACUAGAGACUGAGAAAUUAGAUCUCAUGGCUGAAGUUUCAGACCUGAAGAUUAAGCUGGUUGGUAUGGAAAAAGAACAGAGUGAAUAUGAAGAGAAACAGAACAAAGCUGAGUCAGUAGUGAACCUGAUCAGUGAGCUACAGGAGCAGAUGUGUAGACUGCAGCUGGAAAUUAAUAGUAGAAUCCAAGAAAGAAAGUCUCAAGAUAGGAAAUCAGACUUGACACCUAAUGGUCCUCAAUCUAGUGCAAGAUCAGUGGCAGAGACUCUCAGCCAGAAGAAUUGCUCUCAGUGUGAUGGUUUGCUACAGGAACUUAGACUCCUCAAAAUUAAAGUGGAAGAACUGGAAAAUGAAAGAAAUCAAUACGAGUGGAAACUAAAAGCAACUAAAGCUGAGAUAGCCCAGCUUCAAGAGCAAUUAGCUCUCAAAGAUGCAGAAAUAGAACGCUUACAAAGUCAGCUAUCUAGGACCUCAUCACAUAGUGAAGUGGCAGAAAGAGAUCAAGAAGUUCAACGGUUGAAGAUAGGAAUGGAAUCAUUAUUGGCUGCAAAUGAAGAAAAGGACCGUCGAAUAGAGGAGUUAACACUAUUGCUAAGCCAGUACAGGAGGGUCAAAGAAAUAAUGAUUGCCGCUCACGGCUCUUCCAUCUCUGGUGGCAAUGAAGAGGAACUUGAGACAACUUUAAGGAAGUGGAAUCUUUUGAAUAAUCCUCAAGGAGAAUUAUUCAAAACAGAGGCUUCUUCAGGAGAAUUGUCACCAGCUGUGCUCUCUCCAGCGCCACACAAAGCUAUGGAAAUCAGUGGAAACAUUCCAGUAUCUUCAACUAAUUUAACCUCUCCCCAAGAAGAAUCUUUGGAAAUCAUAAAUAGGGUUCCACAGAAAAAGAAGUCAAGUAGUUUAGAAGACUUGCAGAGUGAAUCCCUAGAAAAGAGUAAACCAGCUGUGAAAGGCAGCAAGUAUCAAACCUUGCCAGGAAAGCUGCCUCGACCCGUACAGAAUGGAGAGCAGGGAACAUAUAAUUUGCCGGAUGGGUGUGGCAUGAACGACAAUGAGGACAACAGCAUCCUGGGCCUAAGUAGGUAUUUGCGCCACUCUGAGAGG
Messenger RNA from Pelecanus crispus (Dalmatian pelican), 1629 nucleotides. The record is from RefSeq and is a predicted model, not a curated record. NCBI's taxonomy places the organism in Eukaryota, Metazoa, Chordata, Aves, Pelecaniformes, Pelecanidae.